CUAGAUGAGCAAAAAGGGAGAAGGGGUGCUUGCCAAGUCUAGAGUGUGGUGUGUCUAAAGUGGUCAACCCGAUAGGGUCAUGAAAGGUUGAGUCCCUGAGUGGGAUCCUCUGUCCCAUCGUCUCUUAUAAGAGGGAGAUUGAAGUUGAAGGCGUUUGGCCAAGAUGCUAGAAGAGAUGGCGGACGGUGGGAGGAAGCUUGUGACUCUCGAUGACCUCAUCGACGCCCUGGACAAGCGCGAGAGGGCGCCGAGCAAUGUCCCAAAGGUCGAGACAUUCCACUUCAAAGGGGAUCGGGUAUCUGAUUGGUUGUAUCUGACAGAGCAAGCACUGGUGGGACUGUCAGAUGAGGUCAAGCUCCAGCGGGUCCUAAGGUAUGCCCUGCAUAGCCACCAUCGAGAGGUAACUAAGGUUGUGGACGCCGCUAGUGGCAGUUGGGCAAAAUUUGGAGACCUAAUGCAAAGGAAGUAUAGGCUGGGGGAUGGCCUGUUGACCAUGGCGGACUUGGAGGCCAUGAACAAGGAAGACUUCUCUACCAUUGGGGCGUUUGUGCACGAGUUCAAGAAAAGGGCGAGGAAAGUGCACGGGAUUUAUGAGGAGGCGCAGUGCGCCACAUUUUUGGGACUGCUUACAGGCUCGGAGGCCACAAAGUUGACGAAGUAUGGGGAAGGAAGCGAGAGGCUCAUCUGGGCAACCAUUGACAAGGGAGUGGAAGAAGGGAGACUGGACCAGGUGGAGCAGCACCAAAUGAGGCUGCAAAGGCGCAAGAGGAAGGAGAGGGAUGCUACUGCAUCCGGAGCCCCAAGGGUGAAGAGAAUAGUCACGGACGUGUUGGCGGCACUGGGGUAUGAUAGCGAAGCAGAACUACAGAAAAGAGUGGUGGCAGUGGCCCAAGGCCGGGCGUCAGGAGUAGGGGACGAGGAGGCUGGGUGCGAAGACUACGGCGGAGGGGAGACGGGCUCCCAAGCCCUGACUAAGGCCCAGAGGAAGCAGCGUAAUCUGCUACUGGGAGUUCAAGAAGAGGAAGAUGAGGGUGAUGACGAAGAGGACGAGAGGCUUCGGCAGGAGGAGAACCGGAGGGCGGAACAGAGGGCCAAGAAGAGAGGGGCUCAGGGAGGGCUGGAGCCGAGUCUGCAUGAUGGCAUGCCAAAAACGAAGAAGUACGCAGUCCGGCUGGAGGAAGGCUUUGACGUGGAGCGAAUGGUGGAUAAGCUCCUGGAGGGCCAUAACGAUCUGAUGAACUUAAAGGACAUUUUGGCCUCAGCACCAAGGCUCCAGAGCGAGCUGAAAGGGCGGCUCUCGCGAAGGUUAGUGCCCAAUGUCCACCUGAGCUCAAUUCUGCCCAGGGAGAUAGAGUGGAUAGAGGCGGACACUAGGAUGGAUUGGAAAUGUGUAGCGUGUGGGUUGGUGGACUUGAAGGUGAGGGAACAGCCGAGCAUUGCAAUGGUGGACACAGGUGCGGAAAUGAAUAUCAUCCGGGAGCGGGACGCGACGAUGUUAGGGUUGGAAGUUAACCAUUCGGACCAUGGUGUACUGCACGACACCAACUGCAAGGCCAUUUUCUGUGGCACAGCGUCUAAUGUGAUGGUGGAGAUUGGGAGAGCAGGGUCGUGCCGCAUCAAUAAGGAGAAUGAGGAAGGGUUGAUAAUUGGCGAGCCUGGCUCCCUGUCGCCCCAGAAGAGGACCUUGAUGGUGGAGACCAUGAGGAGGAGGCAUUGUGCAUACGCGUUUAAUGAUGACGAGCGUGGGAGGUUGGACGUGGAUAAGAUCCCGAUGAUACGAAUCCAUACCGUCCUACACGAGCCGUGGAACCUGAGGGGCACGUGGUACCCGAAUCCGGAUGAGGAGAAGAAGGUGGUGGAUUAUUUGGAUGGGAAGAUGAGGACGCACAUGAUUAGGGCCAUGCAGAUGAUUAGUCCAUAUAUUACUCAGCCCUACAUUGACGAUUUGGCGGUCAAGGGUCCACAGGAGAAGGAGGAAGACGAAGUGAUGCCAGGAGUGAGGCGGUUCGUUUGGAAGCACGUCCAUGAUAUCGAUCAGGUUUUGGGUAUGCUGGAAGAACACAACCUGACGGCAAGCGGCCCCAAGUCGAAGCACUGUAUGAGGGAGCCCACAAUUCUGGGAUUUGUCUGCAAUGAGAAGGGGCGGAGGCUAGAUGUGAAGAAGACGGACAAAAUCCUAGAGUGGCCAGUCCCCUUCCAGUCGAUAACGGACGUGAGGAGCUUCCUUGGGACCUGCGGGUUUUUGAGGAGUUUUGUGAAGGACUUCGCCACCAAGACGAAGCAUUUGAGGAAGCUGGUGCGUCAGGAUCAGGAAUGGGUCUGGGGCGAAGACCAGGAAAGGGCUGUGGAAAGGAUGAAGAGAGAAUUAAAGGAAGGAGGUUUGGUGCUAGGAGCGCCAAACUACGAGGCCACGGAGGAAAAGCCAUUCGUUGUCGAGACGGACGCUGGGCCAACUGCCUUAGGAGGAGUCCUGAUUCAGGCGGAUGCGGAUGGGAAGGAGAGGCCGUUAAGGUUUGAAAGUCGCACCCACAAUACGACUGAGAGGAACUACUCCCAGUUUAAGAAGGAGACGUUGGCAGUACUCCACUGCCUAAGGACCUUCCGGAACUACAUUUUUGACAGGAGGCUCAUUUGGAGGGUGGACCCCACCGCGCUGGCAUGUUCCCUGAAAAGUUAUACUCCAUCUGAUCCAACCAUCGCGAGGUGGUUGACUUACAUUUGGAUGUUUAACUUUGAGUUGGAGAGGAUUCCCGGGGACAAGAACAGGGCAGAUGGGCUGAGCCGUAUCAACUGGGAUGGGGCGGGUCAAGAGUCAAUUGAAGAUACCCCACCAGUUGACGGGUUCUUGGAUCAGGAGGAGGAUGUCCGCCUCCACAUAAAUGAGUGGUCGUUGAGGGUGCCUAGCUAUGUCACGCAUCCUAUAUGGCUAGCACCAAGGGGGUACGAGCAGAAGGAGGAGUUGGUCCUCAAGCCCUUCCAGGAAGAAGAUCCGUGGGGGARUAGGGAUGUUGGCUGGAUGAUGAAGUUGGCAUUGGCAGGGACACAUAGUCUAGUGGAGGAGAGGUUGAGAGCUUCCCCUAGGGGGCGUGAUGGCAUGCCCAUUCGAUUGGAGGAGGGGAAUGCAGAUGAGUUCAUCCCCUCAUAUGAGCACUACAUGUUGAGUCUGGGGUUUCCGCGGGAGGAAUGGGUGCAAGCUAUACUUAUCUGGACGAGGCAGGCAGAGCGGCAGGUGGCCAAGCAGAUUCGGGAAAGGGCUCAAGACUGGGAGGACUGUCAGGCCCAGCUCAGGAGGGCGUUCGGACGGCCACAACACGAUAGGCACGAGCCCAGAGUUGAGAGGCGGCGGCGAAGCAAGAGGCCAAGGGAACCGGCACCGAGAGAGGCGGGGCUGGCCAGAGAGAGGAGGGGAGCCCCAACCCAGCGGGAGGAUGAGCCCGCAGGGCCUGCAUUGGCAGAGGAGUCGUUCCCUGCUUGUGGCCUCCGAGCGGUUGAGUUUCAGCGGAUUACGAGCGAGGAGUUGAGGCCGCCCUCGCCACUGCCAGCAACGCAGGAGCUGGACAUACCAAGAAAGACGCCAUUCCGAAGCUUAGCGACUCAUCUCGAUGUAUCCCAAUGGGAGGCCUCACGGCUGGGAGAGGGCUCAGUUGAGCCGGCAUGCUACGUGCCAUUGGAGGAGCCCCUCGACCCCGAGAUGGAGACAGACAUGCGAGACCGAGAGGAGCCGCAGGAUCCUGAGAUGGCAGCCGAGCGGCUGGAUCCGGUGCGACCUCAGGAUAGAGAGGUGAUCACAGCUUGGAACGAUACCCCUCCAUGCUCCCCAGCUCCCGAGCCAGCACAGCGUUCAUGGCCAGAGGGGAUUCCUGAGCCAGGCAGUGAGAAGAUCCCGGAGUUUCCCCCUGAGGCCACCACUAUACCUGAGCAGAAGGCAGAGGCGGAGGACCAGGAUGUGUGUAUAAGAGCGAGGAUGGAGGCGCCCCUUGACUUGCCCUCGGCCACGCAGGUGACCAAGAGCCCGGAUAUCGAGGAACCCGUUUCAACAGAGUUACCGCCAGUAGUGCCGCGCGCGAGCGAAGGGAUGGAGGCAGAGGCGUCGACUCCAGGAGGCCAGGGGCCGCGAGUGGAAGGAACCCCAAGAGAGACCCGCGAAGAGAAGUCCACCCGAGUGCGGGUCCGUCUGGACGAGAUGUACGCAAGACAGGCUGAGAUGGAGGCGGCGGGGAUAGAGCCGACACCGCCGGUCGAACCCAAGACGAUUGAGGAGGAAGGUGGUGCGCAGGAGUCUCUUAUGGCUAUGUCCACGGAGAGGAGAGGUUCGCGCUUGCAUGAGCUGGUGGCAGCCAUGGGGGUAGGCACUCCACAGGAGAGGCCUCAGAGGCUCGACACUCCAGAGGAUGCUCCGAGAUUGGGAGAGUUGAGGACGGAGCUGGGCUCCUGGGCCACGGAGACGGACUCCGGGGAGCCUGACUCGCGGCGACAACAACAGCAGGAGGUCAUGAGUCAGCCCACCGCUAUGGGGGGCCCUCAGCCGUCAGGGAUGUAGGCCAUGCAUCUGGCCAUCUCCUUGUCUGCGACGCUCCUGAGACAAAGCUCUUUUGCACGGAUGAUAUCGCCUGAAGCUCCAAUCAAUAUCUCAAAACGUC
Chara braunii is the source of this 4640-nucleotide messenger RNA. NCBI's taxonomy places the organism in Eukaryota, Viridiplantae, Streptophyta, Charophyceae, Charales, Characeae. The record is from the annotation of a GenBank genome assembly.